AUGUACAAGUUCCUGAUCCUCCUUGCCUCACUGGGCAGCCUAGCCAUGGCGGAGCCAAUCCAGCACUUUGACUGCGGCACGACGCAGGGGCACGCCAAGGCGGACCUCAUGGAAGCGAUCAAGAGCCUCCACGCCAACAGCAACCACAACAACACGGGCGGGUCGGCGGCGGCGCGGGCGGGGCUGGUGGCACGGCAGAACAGCCCGAUUGUCAUCGACGCAUACUUCCACGUCGUAGCGACGACGGCCAAGGCGGGGCAAUACACCGACUACAAAGCGAUGGGCGAGAAGCAGGCGGCGGUGCUCAACAAGGCGUACAACCCGCAGGGCAUCUCGUUCACGCUCAAGGAGACGACGCUGACGACGAACGACGCGUGGGCGGUGGGCGAGGGCGGCGACAUGGACGCCAUGAAGGCGGCGCUGCGCAAGGGCGACUACAGCACGCUGAACAUCUACUUCCAGAGCGACCUGGCGGGCAACAUUCUGGGUGUGUGCACGAUGCCCAGCACGGUGGCGCCGGGGGUGCAGCCAGCGCAGUACAGCUCGGAUGGGUGCAGCGUCCAGGCCGGCACCAUGCCCGGCGGCGUCACGGCCGGCUAUAACCAGGGCAUGACGGCCGUGCAUGAAACGGGCCAUUGGCUCGGCUUGUUCCAUACCUUUGAGGGCAAGAGCUGCUCGGGCGACGGCGACCUCAUUGCUGACACGAGGGUCGAGGCGAGCAGCACGAAUGGCUGCCCGGUUGGCAAGAACUCGUGCCCGGAUGUCGCCGGCGUGGAUCCCAUCCAUAACUACAUGGAUUAUAGCAUCGAUGAGUGCUAUGAGGCUUUUACGCCCGGCCAGCAGGUCAGGAUGCAUGAGCUUUGGGCCCAGUUUAGGGCGGGGAAGUAA
This is a messenger RNA of Aplosporella prunicola CBS 121167, 888 nucleotides long. RefSeq lists its product as uncharacterized. NCBI's taxonomy places the organism in Eukaryota, Fungi, Ascomycota, Dothideomycetes, Botryosphaeriales, Aplosporellaceae. The coding region runs from base 1 to 888 and encodes 295 amino acids. Gene Ontology annotation, molecular function: metallopeptidase activity. The transcript has a single exon. The record is from RefSeq and is a predicted model, not a curated record.